Cucurbitaria berberidis CBS 394.84 is the source of this 860-nucleotide messenger RNA. RefSeq lists its product as uncharacterized. The transcript has a single exon. The record is from RefSeq and is a predicted model, not a curated record. The coding region runs from base 177 to 572 and encodes 131 amino acids. Lineage: Eukaryota; Fungi; Ascomycota; Dothideomycetes; Pleosporales; Cucurbitariaceae.
CUUGAACACCUCUCCUCCAUUCCUCUCGUACCUCCUUUGGCUUCCAAACAAUCAAUCAAACUACUACGGGCCGGUCGCUUCAAGCCUGGAGUAAAGGGAUUCAUCUUCAGCCCCCAUCGUGCGCCUUGUCAUCUCCACAAUCAACAAUCGACUUCGAGUGACUAUCCACUGGAAUAAUGCUUGAGAAUUUCGCACUCCGCCACAUCCCGCCUCUUCUGCUCGCCAGCAUUUGGACAAUCGGCGGUUUCAUGUCCUUCACUCAUGGUCCCGAGCAGGCGAUCCUCACAUAUGGCCUUUCCCCAAACAUUGCAUCAUCCAAGGCUGCAUGGCCCCUUAUUAAGAUUGAAGGUUCACGCGUCACUACCAUCGGCAUGGCCAUCUGGGGCAUUUACUUGGGCGGACAUCUGGAGGCUAUGGACACCUUACUCGCCUGCAUUGGAUGGAUGGCAGUGAUUGAUGGCGUAGUCUGCGCAAAGGACGGUGCUCCGGGAUCUGCUAGGAUGCGUGCAACAUACCAGAGUGUGGUUGCGCUCUGGGGCUUGCUUGGCAUGACUUCUGGCAAAUACUUCUAGGCCGUGCCACGGACCGGAGGACUUCAGUCCCCGAGGCGUCGAUGUUCGUUCGCCUUCACCGAUACGCUGGGUAGCGGGGUCAUAACAACACUAUUGCUAGGGCAGAUAUAGAUUAUCGUUGAAGCAACUUGCGAUAUCUGACUAGGUGUUACUAUCUAUGUUACAAGUGGAGAUGAUGUCAUGAUGACGCUACCAGUAAAUACGCCGCAAAUGCACCGCCCACGAAAGUAUCCCGAAUACGUUUCAGUUAGCGCCAAGCACACACCACCAACAUUAUCAUCACACUAC